AUGCCCGAAAAUGGGGACCAAAAGAGAUUGUAUGCAGGGAUUCGUCAUUUCCCAAUCGUCGAACCGGAAGUGGUUCGUGUGGAGUUAGGCGAUCCGUACUCUCGAAAUUGUACACCACCUAUUAGCAAUCCGAAUGCCCGGCAUCCUCAUGUUCUUUUACUGCGUGGCAACCUCUUCGACUGGGGUAUUACCUACAAAUUAGUUACUAGUGGCACUAUUUUCUUUCAUUUUGUGAAAGAAUCCGAUUUAAAGCCAAAUCGCUUCUACACCUGCACUGCCGAGAACAUUGAGCUGAAGGAUUACAAAUUUGGUAGCCAGUUCAGUCUUGAAGUUACGACAAACCGAAGGAGAAGCUUAGGAAAUGUUCCGCCAACUGAGCAAUACGUCAAUCAAAGCUCACCGAUCGCCUUGCAGGGACAGCAGCAUAAGUUACACUGCUUCUUUUCCGGCUAUCCUGCUCCCAAGCCGACGUGGUAUCACAAUGGACGAGAAAUCAGCGAAGAAACUGAUGAAGGCUUUCGUUUUGAGUCGUACGGGAAAACUUUGGUGUUCAACGUUACCCAGGAUAAAGCUGGUAAGUACGACUGCCGAUUUCCUGUGCACAAUGACAUCGACAGGACAUUCAACGUCGUCGUUGAAGCUGCUCCAUACUGGCCAGACGGACCGCCGCCGAACACAAACACUAGUGAGGGCGAAACAGUUACAUUUGACUGUACAACGAGUGGAAAACCUGUUCCAAAGGUCACCUUCUACAAAAACGGUGUUGAAAUGAAAAAGCCGAACGAUGGUGACAAAUGGGUGAUUGAGUCGAAUCGAUUAACAAUUUAUGAUGUGAGAAAGGGCAUUCACGGAAAAGGGGACAACGCGGUUUACCAAUGUAAGGCCGAAAAUAAGCACGGUUACGUCUGGACCAAUUUCUACCUGAAUCUUUUGGCUUUCAAACCACAACUGCUUUCCGAUUCCGGUGAAGUGGAGGCUGUGACGGGUCAGUCAGUGACGUUAGAAUGCAAGUUCUUCGCCAGUCCAAACGCUGUUAUAACCUGGUCGAGUCCGGUUCUUCAAGGAAUUGCCCACGUAACGCCAGAAGCCGAAGGGGAAUAUGAGUGCACGGGAACGAACAAGUACGGCCAGGCUAAAGGAGCUGCCAAAUUGCUUGUGCGAAAGGCAACCCGACUGGAACCAUUUCGUCGAUCAGAGGAAGUAAAAGUAGCAGGUGAACCAAUUCGUCUAUCUUGUGAAGCAACCCCCGAUGAACGACUCGACGUCAAGUACGAAUGGCUUGUAAACGGACUGCCUUUACUAGAUGCGCACUUACAAUCAGGGCACUAUAAGAUAGAAAGCGAUCACUCACUGCUUGUGAAAAAUCCGACACAAUAUGACUCGGCGAAGUAUAAGUGUAUUGCUAGCACUAAGCUUGACAAGGUGGAAAAGGAGAUUCAUAUCCAAAUUAAAGAUGUGCCUGUACCAGUUCACGCUGCGUUCGUUAGCAAGUGUGAUGCAGAUUCACAGUCAGCAGAGAUCAGCUUUGAACAUAUGGAACCUGCGGACACGGUUUCUCCAGUCAAGGAAUUCUGGGUUCAAUACCAAAUGGAUAGCGAGACCGAAGGUACACAGUGGCGAACACAUCCCGUACCAGUGCAAGCUCACCCGAACGAUCGAAUCGAAGGUGAUCAACGAAUGGUGAAUGGGAAGGCUACCGUAGCUUUGCAACCUUUCGGACAUUAUGUAUUCCGUGUUUUGGCGAGAAAUGGAGUUGGUGACAGUUCGCCUACCAGGGUUAGAGAUGUAUGCAUAACACCUCCUAAGAAACCAGACCGAAACCCAUCUGGAGUUUGGGCCAAAGGCGCUAGUCCAGAAAAUAUUGUCGUCCAUUGGCGACCAAUGACACGAGAAGAGUGGAACGGAAAGAACUUUCACUAUAAAAUCAGGUAUCGUCCUUCUGAGCGUGCAGAUAGCGAAUGGAAAGAAGUCCAAGUCAACGAUCCGUUCGCUGAUCGCUAUACCAUUACGCUCGAUGAAGAUAAAGACGUGCAAGCGGUGAAUGAUGAAGGACAAGCAAACGUAGAACCGGAGACCAUCAAAGGCUAUUCUGGAGAAGGAGUACCAAGCGGUAUUCCUACAGGUUUCCGUGUUGUGAGCAAGGACGGCACCACUGCAACAUUUGCAUGGAAUCCAGUUGAUCCACGCACGGCAAAUGGAAACUUCACAGGCUAUAGGCAACUUGUUGAAGAAUUCGUAGUGCAUUAUGUUAAUGGUUAUCAAUGUCAGAUUACUUAUUGGUAUGAUGAAACCGAUGAUGACGAAGAUGCGAACGAUUUUGAAGAGAGAUUUCGAUUUAAGCGAUUUCGCAGGAUGCUGAAAAAACGAAGCAUAGAGAGCAAAAGACGUACGAUCGUUUUCGGACCAACAGCGACAUCUGGAACUAUUACAGAUCUUCAGCCGGACACCGAUAAUUAUGCGACUAUCCAGAUGAUGAAUGGUGCUCAUGAUGGAGAACCAAGCAUGGUCAUCCAAUUCCGAACCGAUGAGGGUGUCCCAUCUCCUGUUCGUGGCCUUCGUGCACACCCGAUGAAUCCGCGGAGUGCUGAAGAAAAAGCAGUUGUGCAUUUGAUUUGGAGGAAACCGCGAAGGCCAAACGGAAAGCUUCUGCACUAUGUAAUUCGCUUAUCCGGUUUGGAAUUCGAAACACCCUAUCGAUUCAUCGUUCGAGCUCAGACUAGCGCUGGAGAGGGUGAUCCAAAUAGCAGCGAUGUGACUACCUUGCCAGAGGUGGUCGCUUCUGGAAUAGAUCCGAGUACGCCAUCGUUUAUCGAGAACGAAAUCGGCGAUGACUAUAUCAAUAUCACCUUCACUCCUUCUAAAUUUGAUGAGGAGGAACGUCGCCCUAUUGGCAAUACGUUCUUUGUACAGUAUCGUGAAGUAGAUACGGAUGAGUGGAAACAGGUACAACAAGAAGGAGAUGACCUAACAGUACACGUUGGUGAUUUGACUCCUGGAACAAGAUACGAAGUCAGAGUUGCCGCUCUUCAAAAAGACCCGAGCGGGGAGGAGCGUGAAGCAUAUUCGCCGUCGGGUUUUAUAACAACCACAGGUCGAUCGCCGAGAGCAGCUCGUUUAUGGUGGUUACUGCUAAUUCUAUUAAUUCUAUUGUUGUUGCUGUGUAUUCUGUGCAUGGUCUGUGUGGCUUUGCGACAUCGUGGUCAGAACUACCCUGUUUCACAGAAGGAGCGUGAGCAAGGACGUGAACCAAUUCUGCCAAGACAACACUUUGGUGAAUACAAAAAUGAUGAUGAAAAGCGGUCACUUACUGGCAGUAAAGCCGAAUCGGAGACGGAUAGCAUGGCCGAGUACGGUGACACGGAUCCGGGCCGAUUUACAGAAGAUGGCAGUUUUAUCGGACAAUACGUUCCGGCGAAGACGUUGAUGGUUCCGGAGAGACCAGAAAAAGGUAGCACGUCUACGUUCGUGUAA
Molecule: messenger RNA, 3471 nt
Organism: Angiostrongylus costaricensis
Lineage: Eukaryota; Metazoa; Nematoda; Chromadorea; Rhabditida; Metastrongylidae
Source: the annotation of a GenBank genome assembly